UAUGACAUGUUAUCGAGGAGAAUAGACGAUGUUAAGCGAGAAACAAACAUUAUAAAAAACGGACUUGUGGAAACAAACUCUGCUGUGAGCAAAAUAGAAAACAAAAUAGAAAAUAUACAAGCUAACGUGUCGGCAGCUAUUAUCGAUUUGAACAAAAAUAUGGAAAGAGUGUCUGAAUCUCUGAUAAAUGAUAAAGUCGAGAAAGUUGAGAAAAGGUCUGAAUCGCUAAUAAAUAAUGAAAUUAAGAAUAUGCAAGUCAUUUCAGAAUCUUUGAAUACUGAAAUAAUGAAACAAUCAGUGACAGUGCAGAAAAUGCUCUUUACGGAGAAAAAACGCUUGAGGGAAAUAGCCGAAAAGUUUGAGAACAAAUUUUCGACGUUGGAAUCAGAUAUGAAAUCUCAAAUGACAUUGAUGAAUGCAUCAUUGGAAAGCACUGUUGACAGUCUGGAACAAUCAAUGACAGGGCACAAGACACAGACUAACACUUCGCUCGUUUCGAUGAAUACCGAUCUCCAAUAUAUGAUGAACGCAACAAACCAGCAGAUAGAAGUAAUGAACGUUGAAUUCCGAAACAUGAUGGAAGAUUCCAAUUUGAAAAUCGAAGAGACAAAAAGUGAAAUCGAAAAUCAAACCAAUAUAAAAAUGAAAGAAUUAAAACAAGAUAUACAAGAAAAGUCUAUACAGUCGAUGGAAAAGAUCAAUGAAGUUAGCCAAGAUAUCCUAACUAGAACAAGCUCAAAUCUACAAAGUGCGAAAAGUGGGAUCAACUAUCGGCUAAAUAAUGCAGAGAGUCGAUUGAGUUCAAUUUCGUCAAAGCUUACCUCACUUGAAAGGGAACAAGACAACCAAGAAGACAAUAUUGACGGUCAGAUCAGGCGGUUAAGCAGUAGAAUUUCAAAGGAGGAAGCAAGGAAAGUAGCAUUUUCAGCAAGACUAAACACAAAACACAGCUAUUAUAGUAAAAACGAAAAGAUAAUAUUUGACGACGUUCGGUACAGUUACGGUGGAGGGUACAGCUCAUCAACGGGAAUCUUUACAGCACCGAAAUCCGGAACGUACUUAUUUACAUAUAACGUGGAAAGCCGCGACGAAAAGAAAGCUCAUGUAAAGUUAGUGGUACGUGGAUAUUUUAAAACAACUGCUAUUGUAGAAGGCGGGCCUAAUCUCACUGGUGGGAAUGCAGGUAUAGCAUAUCUCUCCUAUGAUGACAAGGCUUGGAUAGAGACAUCAAGUCUAGACAACAAGUAUUAUAUUUGGCCUUACAGGACAACAUUCAAUGGUAUUCUAAUUGACUGAAAUUGAACAAACUUGAAAAAAUGAACCGUCUUGUUAAAACGUUAAGAAAACACUUUUUACAAAUCAUCUAGAUUAAUCGGAGAUGGUAUGGCUAAUGAAAUUAAAAAUUCUAGUUGAACAUUCUUCAAAGUUUAUUGAAGGUAUAUCUAAGUUACAACAAUAAGUGGGAGACAACCUUUAAUAAUGGUCAUUUUGAGAAAUUAAAAAUUGCUUAAAGAUAAUUUUCUUAAUAGUUUUAACAUUUAGUAUAUAAAGGCUAAUAAAUAGAGGAUAUUGCAUGAGUGUCUUUUGUUAUUAACUUGAACAAGGCUGAUGUUUGUACACAGAAUAAGCAUGUGAUCGACUUGGAAACUGAGUAAAACAUUUUUUUUGUUUAACUCCCUUUCUUAAAUAAAAUGUAAACAAAUUAAAAAUCAUUUCAAUAUACCAAUAUCUGUCUUAUCGCAAAGGUUUAUAAUUUCAUCUGUUUGAUGUGAUAUAAGAACUGUAACCUACUUACAGAACUAAAAUAUGUCAAUUCUGAAAUAAAAGGAAAUGGUGCUUUGACAAAUUUUCAAAUAAAUAUUAUAUAUUCAUAAGUAAAAUAAACUUUCGUACACUGAGUAUUUAGACCUUCAAAUUGACAAAUCACGUUAACGCUUGUGCUUGAUGAUUGUUUGAUACCUUAAUUUAAUUUACUACGGGACUCGAACCUUGACAUAAAUACAAUGGCCAAAUUGUAUGAUGGCUCUUUUGUAAGAAAGGUACAGCGUUAUUAUUAUAAGAAUAUAAAGUAUUAUGUUGUUUGCUGUUUUAACGUUCAAUGAUUUUGCUUAUAUUUUCAAACAGAUUCGUGCACGACUUUCAACAAGAUGUGUAAAAUGUACAUACAAUGAUUAAAUUACUAUAACUGA
Molecule: messenger RNA, 2189 nt
Organism: Mercenaria mercenaria
Lineage: Eukaryota; Metazoa; Mollusca; Bivalvia; Venerida; Veneridae
Product: rac guanine nucleotide exchange factor JJ-like
Exons: 3
Coding region: 7-1296 (429 amino acids)
Molecular function (GO): protein binding
Source: RefSeq, a predicted model, not a curated record